AUGGCUCUCUGCCUCCCGCGGCUCGGGAUUGUUUCCCCACGCGCGCCCCUGCACCCCGCUGUCGCUCGGCGCUGGCUUGACCUCGAGCCGCUGGUGGACUCCAAAUUCGACACGCCACACGUGAUCGACCUCCUCCUCGGUGUGGACGUCUACCAUCGCUUGCUGGAGCCUGGCCAGAUUCAGCGUGACGACCUCGUAGCUCAGACCACUGUCUUUGGUUGGGUCUUUAUUGGGCAGGCCGCCGGCCUAGAGAUGCCGCACGCCUUACCGAACGUCUGUCUGACAUCUCAGGCCGACUCGCCUCCUCCUUGGCAUCUUGAGCUGGCAUCCCUGCUGCAGCGCUUCUGGGAACUCGAGGACGUUCCACAGGCCCACCGGCAGGCCCCCGACGACGUCGAAUGUGAACGCAGCUUCGCUGACCAUGGCCGGGCUGAGAACGGGCGCUACGUCGUGCACCUGCCUCUAAAGCAAGGGGGCUUGCAGCUCCUCGGUGAUAGUUGUCAGAGCGCCCUGGCCUCGUUGACUGCUCUGCAGCGCCGGCUACAGAGAGCUCCCGAGAUGGCCGUCGAAUACACCAAGUUUAUGGCCGAUUAUCUCGCUUUGGGUCACAUGAGGCCUCUCACUAGCGCUCAGUUGGCCGGGUCGUCCCACCCCGCUCAUUACAUCCAGCAUCAUGGCAUAUGGCAGCAUAGUGACCAGGGCCGAAAGCUGCGCGUUGUCUUUAACGCUUCACAUCCAACUUCGAGCGGCUGCAGUCUAAACGAUGUCCUCCACGCCGGGCCCCGACUUCAAACGGCCUUACCUCACGUGUUACUGCGCUGGCGCCGACAUCGUAUCGCCUUCUGCAGCGACGUUCAAAUGAUGUUCCGCCAGAUCUGGAUCGAUGACCGAGACGUCGACUUGCAGCGGAUCGUUUGGAGCGCGGACCCUCGAGAGCCGCCCACGCACUACCAGUUGCUCACUGUCACAUACGGCGCGUCGUGCUCUCCGUAUCUUUCCCUACGUACCAUCCAGCAGCUGUGCGAGGACGAGGGCUCCCGUUGGCCCGAUGCGGUGCCCGUUGUUAUGCGCGACCGCUACGUCGAUGACAUUCUCUCUGGAGCCGAUAGUCUCGACACUGCGCGACACCUCCGUGACCAGUUGAUCGGCCUCAUGCAAGCUGGCGGUUUUCCGCUCCGGAAGUGGGUCGCGAGCACACCAGAGCUGCUCGAGGAUCUUCUGCCCGAUGUUCGCUUGCGCCCCGCCUGGGAUCAGCUCGGCGCUGAGGGCCUUGUUAGCGAGCUGGGCGUUGGUUGGGAUCCCCCGGUCGAUCGCCUUCGCCUAACUCCGGUCGUCGUGCAACGCCAGACUACGAAGAGGACCAUGCUCGCGGCGCUUGCAAGCAUCUUCGACCCAUGUGGUUGGCUUGCGCCAAUCACUUUGAACGCGAAAUUGCUGCUGCAGGAUCUUUGGCGGGCUCACCUCGACUGGGACGAAACAGUACCAUCGUCCAUGGUCCGGCGCUGGAUGGACUUUGUGGCUGAGCUCCAAGUCAUCUCCGGCUUCUCUCUUCCCCGAUGGAUCGGUGUCUCGCCAGCGUCCGACCUUCAUCUGCACGUGUUCGCUGACGCCAGCCGGCGGGCGAUGGCCGCCGUAGUGUACUCGCGGUUGGAGCGCCCGGGCGAGCCGGCUUCCUGCUACAUCCUUUUGGCUCGCUCAAAGCUUGCUCCCAUCCGCUCACUCAGGCCAGUCUCCGAGCCUGUCGCGCGGAUGACGAUUCCUCGCCUUGAGCUCAGAGCCACUCUACUCGGUGCAAAGCUGCUCCGAUCAACCGCGGAUGAGCUGGGUGUCCCCGAUGAUCGCUGCCACGCCUGGAGCGACUCUCAGAUUGUUCUGCAGUGGCUUCGUUCCUCCCAGCCGACCAUUAAUGUGCUCGUCGACAACUACGUGGCCCAGCUUCAAGAAAUAUUCUCUCCGAGCAUCUGGCGGCACGUCCCGACGGCGUCAAAUCCGGCGGAUCUGGCCACUCGGAGCGCCGACAUGUCAGGUCUCCGCCAUCAGCCUUUGUGGUGGCACGGGCCCUCCUGGCUGGUUCGUGACAUCGGGUUAUGGCCCCCGGAGCCCGUAUCCCGACCAGCGCCGGCUCUCAUCAGUUGCUGCACCGUUCAACCGUCCAGCUUCGACCUGCUUGAGCAAUUCUCCAGUCUCCACGUCCUAACGCAAUUGCUCGUUCGUGUGCGGCGGUGGAUUCGGCGCCGUCUCCAUCGCGAGCCCGCUCUCCCCGUGCUCUCGCCACCAACGCCGACCGAGCUCCACGCCGCUUUCCUGGCUUGUGUCCGUCUGAGUCAAGCUCCAGCAUUCGAGGCGGAGGUUAUUCGACUGCAAAGGGGUGAGCAGUUACCAAAAACAAGCCCGCUCACGGCCCUCUCUCCGUUCUUGGAUACCAAUGGGAUCUUGCGCGUCGGCGGGCGGCUCGCACAUUCGUCGCUGACCUAUGAGGAGAAGCAUCCGCCAAUUGUCCCCGGUUCCUCUCCUCUGGCUCGACUAAUCAUCGCCCGGGCGCACUCCAGAGCCCUCCACGGUGGCUUCCGGCUUACUAGCGCAUAUGUGCACCGGCAGGCAUGGAUUAUCGGUGGCAGGACACGAAUCAAGGCCCACCUGCGCCGUUGCAUCGUCUGCGCCCGGCUGCAAGCGCGGGCAUCCACCCAGCUUAUGGCCCCUCUACCAGCCUCCCGGGUCACUCCUUGUCGAGCCUUCGGUCGCACUGGGGUUGAUUACGCGGGCCCUUUCCACGUGCUCGCUUCGCGUGGACGAGGCAUCCGGACCACCAAGGGAUAUAUUGCGGUCUUUGUGUGCUUGACGACGAAGGCGUUGCACCUCGAGCUCGUUGGCGAUCUCUCAACGGCCUCUUUUCUCGGCGCUCUCACCCGUUUCUCCGGUCGCCGUGGACGCCCGGCCGAGCUGUGGAGUGAUAACGCCACUUGCUUCCGACGGGCCGACCUCGAGCUGCGCGAAGCUCUUCAGGACGCGGAGAUUGACUGGGCGCUUGUUGCUGGAACGCUCGCCGAUCAAGGUGUUUCGUGGCAGUUCAUCCCACCUGGGGCGCCUCAUUUUGGUGGUCUUUGGGAGUCGGGUGUCAAGUCGGUCAAGGGCCACCUCCGACGCGUCAUGGGCUCUCGGCACCUGACCUACGAGGAGUUUUCGACUGUUCUCAUUGGCAUCGAGAUGGUCUUGAACAGUAGACCGCUCACUCCUCUCUCCAACGACUUGGGAGACCUUGAUGUCCUCACUCCGGGCCAUUUCCUCAUCGGCGCCCCUCUUGAUGCCGUCAUCCAGGCUGGGCCCCCAUCGGAAAGGCUGGACACUCUCGCUCAUUGGGACCUCGUCAGGGCGAUUCGAGCUCAGUUUUGGUCUCGCUGGAGUCGAGAGUACCUGAACACACUCCAGCAACGACCGAAGUGGCGUACCCCUCGCCGGAACUUCGCCGUGGGCGACACCGUGGUUCUUCUCGACUCAACUCUACUUCGGACGGAUGGGCGCUGGCCUCUUGGCCGCAUCACCCACGUUCAUCCAGGACCCGAUGGUCUCGUCCGUGCGGCCACUCUGAAGACAGCCACCGGGGAGUACCUGCGGCCCGUCGCCAAGCUUGCAUUGCUUCCGGUCCCUGAUCUCGCUGAGACGCCGCCGUCGGCGACUGUUUCAUCUGAUGCCCAGACUCCUUCGGCGGGCGGCGUUUGA
This is a messenger RNA of Copidosoma floridanum, 3717 nucleotides long. RefSeq lists its product as uncharacterized. Gene Ontology annotation, biological process: DNA integration. The record is from RefSeq and is a predicted model, not a curated record. Lineage: Eukaryota; Metazoa; Arthropoda; Insecta; Hymenoptera; Encyrtidae. Gene Ontology annotation, molecular function: nucleic acid binding; zinc ion binding.